AUCGAAGUGACUAGUCGCAGCGACAGAUAACCCGACGAUCAAUGAAUGAAACUCUCGUCGCCCGACGGGAAGCAUUACAGCGCCAGAAUCAAGAGGUAAACCAUCAGGUGGAGGCCAUCGAACAGCGCAGGCAGCAACUGACAUCCGGGAGCGGACCAGCAUCUUCGUCAUCGAUAAGUUCGCUAUGUGGGACUCGAUCCGCUUCGCCUCUAGCUCGACCACCCAUCCGUAAAACUGAGUAUGACGAAGAUUUAAAUCAGCAAAGCGAAUCGAAAACAGGUUUGGAGAUUGAAUUGAGCGCAUCAAUCGAUUCUUUGGGCUCCCAAGACCUGAAAGAGGCGCGCCGUCGACUCGCCAAAAGUGAGAGCAAAGAGAAGGUGCCGACGGGUUCAAGAAAAAAUUCAGCGAAGCGAUCGCAACAAAAGAAGCGCCCAGAUAAGAGUAAAGCUUCCCCCGAAGAAGCAUCUCAGAGUAAGAAGAAAAGUGGCAGUGUGGGUGAUAUCCCGGUCAAUGUAGACCCCGUUCGAGAGAAUGGCCCAGAAGGUCUAGGCCCUGAAGCAACGGUGCGGUACCAGAAAGCACGUCUGCGUGUAUUGCAAGACGAAGCAGACACAGCUAUAGCCAGAGCUGAGGAGUUGCAAACGGCACAGGCUGCGUUAAAAGUCGAGAUUGAGAAUCUCAAAGCAGAGAAUACCGUACUGACCAAGAAGAACCAGCAGACGCAGCAGCUUUUAGAGAAACAACGCGAACUCUGUGUGGCCCAGGCGGAGAAACAACGAAUUCUCGAAGGUCAGCUAGCAUCGACUCAAGCGCGUGUUGAAGAGACUCAGCGCGCUGAGAAGCUUGCAUCGCAGCAAUUUCGCUCGAAGGAUGUCCGUCUUAAUCGAGCUCUGGAGGAACUCGAAAAGGUGAAAACGCAACUGCAGGACGAGAAGAAGAACCAAGGCGAGCAAAUGGUCACCAAGGCAGACUACGAUCAAAUUGUACGCGACAACAAAAAGCUCGACAAGCAGAAGGGGGAACUUUUAGCCGCCUUCAAGAAGCAGAUGAAGCUGAUCGAUCUGCUCAAGCGCCAGCGAGUUCAUAUGGAGGCAGCAAAGAUGCUUUCGUUUACAGAGGCCGAGUUCAGCAAGACGUUGGAGCUUGGCUAA
Phytophthora infestans T30-4 is the source of this 1151-nucleotide messenger RNA. RefSeq lists its product as uncharacterized. Bases 42 to 1151 code for a protein of 369 amino acids. NCBI's taxonomy places the organism in Eukaryota, Oomycota, Peronosporomycetes, Peronosporales, Peronosporaceae. The record is from RefSeq and is a predicted model, not a curated record. The transcript is spliced from 5 exons.